GUAGCCUAGGUCUAAAAAGAGAAGUAGGGUUCAAGCAUGACGAGCUGUUUCGUGAGGAUGCGCAUGCUAUGGCUCCUGUCUGCACUGGCAGGCGCAACCUCCGCGGCGGAUUGUGCUGAUGCCGCUAGGCCUUGGCCAUCGCGAACUGCUGCAGUCACUACUGGAAAUCUGUGCUCGCAAUGGCGAUCCUUGUCAAGCGUCAAGGCACCACGCAUCAUCUUAUACCCUAUUUCAAGAAAGCAGGUCGCUAACUUCUGGAGUUAUCUCCCUGGCGCCGCCCCCGCGCUGCUGCGCGAGAUGCAGGCGGAGAUGUUUUCGACAGCAGCGGCGCUGGGGCUCGUGAGAAACGGCGAACGAGGCAACUCGGGUAACCUGGACCUUUCUAGAAACGCGCAAUCGCAGUUCAACACGGCCGCGCAGUCCUUCGCAAUCCCCAGCAAAGCACAACGAACAUGGCGGGUACGAACGACCCUCCAAGUUGACACACGCGUGCUUGACAGCAGCGGCGGCAGCAGUCGCAAGCAGGUGGGGCCCAACGCGGGCAUGGGCGCGUACGCGCAGAGCGGCAACGUGGGCAGCAUCAACAACCAGAACACCGUCAACGACCAGACCGCGGACGCCACGAAAACGGGGCCAGGAACCCCGGGCGUCAUCGCGACGCCGUACUCUCAGUACCAGCGGCGAGGUGCGACGGCGUACCAGACGAACACGCAGGCACAGACGGCGACGACGAACGGCAUCACGCCCACAUACCAGUUCGGGUCCACGUCAGCCACCAACACCAUCACAGCCGUGGGCGGGACCGGUGGCGGGUAUGGCGGGAUUGGAGCGCUCGCAGGGGGCACGGGCGCGGCGCUGGCCACGCUGAGCGGCGCGGGGGUGCCGUUCGUGACGUCGCUGGGAGGGUCGGUGCUGACGUCGGUGGAUCCCGUUGGUCAAGGGGUGAAAUGCGCGAGUCAGUUCGACGGCGGCGGGUGCAGCGAGGAGGGGUUCCUGCCCGCCGCUCACGCGAGCGCGAGGCCCGUCGAGGUGAUCUCCGAGAUUGGAACGGCGAGGGUGUAGGAGGAUGUCCGCGAUAAGAGAAGCCCCUACCUUCACGUGGCCGCGGCAAUGAACCACUAGACUGUAGUUCUUUAUAAAAUGUAACUGUAAGUAGGAGGAAUGUACAACAGAAG
Molecule: messenger RNA, 1175 nt
Organism: Closterium sp. NIES-67
Lineage: Eukaryota; Viridiplantae; Streptophyta; Zygnematophyceae; Desmidiales; Closteriaceae
Source: the annotation of a GenBank genome assembly